Molecule: messenger RNA, 1818 nt
Organism: Aplosporella prunicola CBS 121167
Lineage: Eukaryota; Fungi; Ascomycota; Dothideomycetes; Botryosphaeriales; Aplosporellaceae
Exons: 4
Coding region: 1-1818 (605 amino acids)
Biological process (GO): carotenoid biosynthetic process
Molecular function (GO): oxidoreductase activity
Source: RefSeq, a predicted model, not a curated record
AUGGCUGAGAAGAAGGGACAAAGGUCUGCUAUAGUCAUAGGUGCGGGCGUGGGCGGCGUCGCAACAGCCGCGAGACUGGCCAAAGCGGGCUACAAAGUCACUGUUGUGGAGAAGAAUGACUUUACAGGCGGACGAUGCUCAUUGAUUGAGCAUGACGGGUUUCGCUUCGAUCAGGGCCCCUCUCUCCUACUCCUACCUCACCUUUUCGCCGAAGCCUUUCAUGACCUCGAUACAUCUCUCGAACAGGAGGGCGUCAAGCUGCUCAAAUGCGAGCCCAACUACAACCUCUGGUUCGGCGACGGCACCUCCUUCGAACUGUCCACCGACCUCGCGCGCAUGAAGCAGGAAGUCGAGAAAUGGGAGGGCAAAGAUGGCUUUGAGCGCUACUUGGGCUUCUUGGCCGAGUCACAUCGGCAUUAUGAGCUCAGUGUCGAACACGUCCUGCGCAAGAACUUUACGAGCUUGCUGAGUAUGACGAGACUCAGUUUCUUGAGGCAUCUGUUGGCCCUACAUCCAUUCGAGAGCAUAUAUUCGCGCGCAUCGAAGUACUUUUGGACGGAGAGGCUUAGGAGGGUCUUCACGUUUGGAAGCAUGUAUAUGGGCAUGAGCCCGUUUGAUGCGCCAGGGACGUAUUCGCUUCUGCAGUAUACUGAGUUGGCUGAGGGCAUUUGGUACCCCGAGGGUGGAUUCCACAAGGUCGUCGACGCUCUAGUUAAGGUAGGCAAAAGACUAGGCAUAGAAUACCGGCUGUCAACACCUAUAAAAUCUAUAUCACUCACGCCGGACCAAAGCGCCACGGACGGCGUGAUCCUCACCGACGGCAGCAAACUGUCGGCCGACGUGGUAAUCAACAACGCAGACCUCGUCUACGCAUACAACCACCUUCUGCCGCGCAGCAAGUACGCGCAGCGCCUCUCGCAGCGCCCCGCCUCCUGCAGCAGCAUCUCCUUCUACUGGGCGCUCUCAGACACGGUGCCCGCGCUGCGCGCGCACAACAUCUUCCUCGCAGACGAGUACCGCGAGUCCUUCGACAGCAUCUUCAAAGCGCACCUCAUCCCCUCCUCACCCAGCUUCUACGUCAACGUGCCCAGCCGCGUCGACCCCUCCGCUGCGCCGCAGGGCAAAGACAGCGUCGUCGUGCUCGUCCCCGUAGGGCACCUCCUCGAGGACGCAGGCGCCGACCCCGAGAGCCCCGCCCCACCUAAACACCGGGGCCUCGCCUCAUCCUCGUCUCCCUCCGCCAGCAGCCCGCAAGACUGGACCGCCAUGGUCGCCCUAGCGCGGCGCACCGUCCUCGCAACCAUCGAGGCCCGCACCGGCGCCAAGCUAGAGCCGCUCAUAGCGCACGAGCGCGUCAACACGCCCGCAGACUGGCGCGACGCGUUCAACCUCGACCGCGGCGCCAUCUUGGGCCUCAGCCACAGCUUCUUCAACGUCCUGAGUUUCCGCCCCAAGACGAGGCAUGCCAGCAUCCGCGGCUUGUAUUUCGUGGGCGCGUCGGCGCACCCCGGCACUGGUGUGCCGAUUUGUUUGGCUGGGAGCAAGAUUGUCGCCGGUCAGGUGCUGGGGGAUGCGGGGGUGGGGGUGCCGUGGACGGAGGGUGCUGAGGGAAAGGGGAAGUGUGGUGGGAAGGGCAUUGAUAGGGUGGAGGGAGGGCCGUGGCUUAGUUGGGUGCAUGUUGUUGUUGUGGCGUUGGCGGCGCUGGUGUUUAAUUGGGUGUAUGUCAUUGUUGCUGUGGUGCUGGCAAUGGUGUUGGCUUUGCUUGUGGGUUGGGAGAAUCUUGAUGCGCGGGCUUUGAAGGUCGUGGGGGAUUGGUGA